This is a messenger RNA of Corticium candelabrum, 6787 nucleotides long. Its product is annotated as unconventional myosin-VIIa-like. Lineage: Eukaryota; Metazoa; Porifera; Homoscleromorpha; Homosclerophorida; Plakinidae. Gene Ontology annotation, molecular function: ATP binding; protein binding; cytoskeletal motor activity. The record is from RefSeq and is a predicted model, not a curated record. Gene Ontology annotation, cellular component: cytoskeleton; myosin complex. Bases 187 to 6768 code for a protein of 2193 amino acids. The transcript is spliced from 51 exons.
UUGUCUUUAGUAGCAGGCUGUGAUGCAAUAACCGAAGUUGUCGUUUCUGUGUCCUGGAUUCUAGAUCUCUUUUGUGGUGUUGGUUUUCUGCGACAUGCACGUGCAUUCUGGCACCGACGCAUGCGCAAACGCGCGUGGACAACAAAAUAGGGGCGGAGCCCAGGGAGAGUGGGCGGUUUGCAAACAAUGUCCAGAACUGUCGUUCCACUACCUGGCGAAUAUGUGUGGUACGAUCCAGCACAGAACGGAGAAUUCGACAUUCCUGUCGGUGCACAAGUAAAGACGGUUACAACGGACGGUAUCGUGUUUAGAACAGAAGAGGGCGAGGAUGUAUCUCUUCCAAUUAUUGAUGUUGAGACGAGGUUGAAAUCGAUGCAUCAGAACAGCGUCGAAGGAGUGGACGACAUGAUCGAUCUUCAUGAUGUACAUGAGGCUGGGAUAAUACGUAACUUGAGGGUUCGCUUUGUGAGAGAUGAGAUCUACACCUACACCGGUACCAUCCUGGUAGCAAUGAAUCCCAACAAACGAAUGUCAAUCUACGGCAUGGAUCACGUCCGAAAGUAUCGCGACGCGAAGCUCCGCGACCAUCCUCCACACAUUUACGCCACUGCCAAUGUUGCCCACUCAAAGAUGGUGAAGAGCCAAUCAAAUCAAUGCAUAAUCACAAGUGGAGAGAGUGGAGCAGGAAAAACAGAGUCCACAAAACUAAUACUGCAGUUCCUUGCGGCUCAAAGCGGCCAGCAUUCUUGGAUUGAACAGCAGAUUCUAGAUGCAAACCCAAUACUAGAAGCGUUUGGAAAUUCUAAGACUGUGCGUAACUACAAUUCGAGCAGAUUCGGCAAAUACAUCGACAUCCAUUUCGAUGAGUUCGGUGCAAUCCAAGGUGCCAGGAUCGAGCAGUAUCUGUUGGAAAAGUCGCGUGUCGUCUCUCAGAAUGAAAACGAGCUGAACUACCACAUUUUCUAUUGUAUGCUGGCUGGACUGAGAGAGGAAGAUCUGACGGCAUUGCGAUUAGUUCGUCAAGUAGAAGAGUAUGUAUAUCUAACAGAGGGCAGUUGUCCGCCUCUAGCAUCUCUGCACACUCAGGAAGAGUGGCAAGGAAUAUGUAGAGCUAUGAAAGUCUUGAUGUUCAAAGAAGAUGAGAUGGAGAGUAUUAUGAAGCUACUUGCCGCCAUUCUGCACAUUGGGAACUUGCGUUUUCGAGCUCUUGAAAUUAGAGGUCUCGAUGCCUCUGAGAUCAUCAGUCACGAUACGUGCACCGUCGCAGCCAGCCUACUUGAGGUUGACGAAGCUGGUCUGAAACAAUGGUUUACCUACAGAUCAACGUCUGCUCACAAAGACACAAGCGUGUCUCCACUAAGCAUGAAACAAGCAGAAGACGUACGCGAUGCCUUUGCCAAGGGCCUCUAUUCUCGACUCUUUCAGUGGAUCACUGAUAAGAUAAAUUGGAGCAUUUAUCGACCAGAAAAACUGCGUUUGAAGAGUGACAAGCGACUGUCACUGGGAGUGCUUGACAUUUUUGGCUUCGAAAAUUCCGAUCUGGGGAACUAUUUUGAGCAAAUGUGUGUCAACUACACUAACGAGAAACUGCAUCAGUUCUUUCUACGCCACAUUUUCGCAUUGGAACAGUCAGAGUAUGAGACAGAAAAGAUAAACUGGUCUCGAAUACAAUUUGUUGACAACCAGAUUGUGCUUGACUUGUUGGCCAUGAGACCAAUGAAUAUUCUAGCACUCGUUGAUGAAGAGAGUCGCUUCCCGAAAGGAAGCGACACGUCUUUGCUGGAAAAACUAAGCAAAACUCACGGCCAACAUUCAUACUUUAUUUGUCCUCGUCCAAAUAGCUCAAAAUUUGGCAUCCAGCAUUUUGCCGGGCCUGUCACGUAUGACUCAACAGGUUUUCUGGAAAAGAAUAGGGAUACCUUCAGUAAGGACUUGAUUCGUCUACUGAAUUUGAGCCAAUCGCGAUUUUUGCAGAAGCUCUUUGAAGAAGACCUAAGGGGCAUGACGUUAAAAAAACCACCAACGCUGGCAACACAGUUCAAGCAGUCACUGGCAGAAUUGAUGACCAUCCUCAGUAGUUGUGAGCCAUUCUUUGUCCGCUGCAUCAAACCCAACAUUUUGCAAAAGCCCAUGUUAUUUGAUCGGAAAUUGUGUCUCCAGCAGUUGCGGUACUCGGGAAUGAUGGAGACGGUAAAGAUUCGUAUUCUUGGUUAUCCGAUUCGAUUGCCUUUCCGUCAUUUUAUUGAUCGGUACCGCAUCUUGCUUCCCGACCUGGUGGCCAAGUCACAGGGCACGGACUCGUAUACACUGGCUUGCAAGAUGGGACGAGUGCUGCUAGGAGACAAGGACUGGCAGGCUGGACGAACAAAAAUGUUCAUCAAGGAGACAGAAAAUGUGAUGCUAGAAAGAGCUAGAGCUCUCAUAAUCGAGACGAGCGCGGUGAAAAUUCAAAAGGCAGUCCGCUUCUGGAUCUUCAAGCGAUACCUGGCAAGAGUUCGGGCGGCAAUCAUCGUCUUACAGAGAAAAUGGAGAUCAUUACUAACGAGAAAACGCUACAUAAAGAUGAAGAUCGGAUUUCGACGUCUUCAAGCCAUCGUCCGUCAACGGCGUCAGCGCAAACGGUAUUUGAGCAUUCGGAGAAAACUAAUCGCAGUGCAGUCUCGUUCGCGAGGGUUUCUAGUGAGAAGAGAGAUCAAUAUGAGACAUGAGGCCGCUAUUCGGAUACAGUGUCUAGUUAGACAGUGUCUGGCCAGAAAAACGUAUCACCGUCUGUGCGCUGAGGCUGGUAUAGAAAGAGAAAGGCUACUCAGGGAGCAGAGACUGAAGAGAGAACAAGAGGAGAGAGAAGCCGCUGAAAGAGCUCGCCGUGAACUAGAACUGCUAGCUGAACAAGCCGCAGUAGAAGAACGGAGGAAGAAAGAGGCAGAGGAAAAGGAGCUUCAGAAACGAGAAGACGAAAAGCGGCAACGUGAAGAAGAGGAACGUGCAGUAAGACAACGCGAAGAGGAGGAGGAAAAAGCGCUCAAAGAAGAAACGAAUCGUCAGAGAGUAGCAGAAAGAAACUACUCUACUGCCUUCAUAGGAGAAGAAAAGGCGUUUGGGUUUGCAACACCUCAACUACAGAAGCGUGUUGUAGAUGCUCUUCUUGCUGGAAGCUCUACUCUCUUUUCGCCUUUGCCUGGAGCCCUGGAGGCAUCGCUAAACCUGUCACCAGUAGAGGGACUCACUUUGGACGUCAACGAAACCGAAGACGAAACCGAAGAAUUGGAAGUCGCAGUAAAACCUAGCAAGGAAGAGGAGAAAAUGAAAUACAAAUUCAGUAAGUUCAUGGCAACCUACUUCCAGCAUCCGUCGACGUGUAACGGCUUUGUACGGAAGCCACCACCGCGAAGCCUUCUCUACAUAAGAGACGAAACGCAGAAAAAGGCUGCUUCACACCUCUACGUCUGCAUCAUGCAGCUUAUGGGCGACCGCCCAGAAUCAAAGAGAAGACCACAACAAGAAACAGAGGCUGCUACAAUACUUGGCCAGAUCCGAUUUCAUCAGUUAAGAGGGACGCAGUUCUUGUUGCCAGCUUAUCAGCUCAGUCAACUGGACAAACUUCACUAUAUCGUUGGUUAUGGCAUCUUAUAUCCCACCUUGAGAGACGAAAUAUACAGUAUCAUCUGCAAACAGCUCAUUAACAACUCGAAUCCUUCAAGCAAGGCACUGGGUUGGAUUAUUAUGUGUCUUUGCCUCGGUUGUUUUCUUCCUUCCUCUCGAUUGUCUCCGUAUCUCGUUAACUUCAUCCGCUCGGGACCGCGUGGCUACGCUCCAUUCUGCGAGGAACGUAUGAAGCGAACGCAGGAGAAAGGAAAUCGCUACUGGCCUCCCAGCUUUGUAGAACUGCAGGCUGCCAAAUCAGGAGAACUGUGCAAAGUUCCCGUCUCUCUCAUGGACGGUCACGUCAAAUCCGUCUUAAUCGACCCCGCCACAACGGCUGGCGAGCUGUGCAAAUUAAUUGCCGACAAACUCAACCUGAACGACACAUUUGGGUUCUCAAUCUACUGUUCAGCAUUCGGAAAGGUUUACAACUUGGGUUGCACGCAUUACCACAUCAUGGACGCCAUAUCUCCUUGUGAACAAUUCGCACGACUACAAGAAGCAGGGAGCAUCGAAACACAGCUGCAGCGGCAUCCGUGGAAACUGCUACUCUGCAAGGAAAUUUUCGUACCGUGGCACGACACGGCCACCGAUCCGGUAGCAACCGACCUCAUAUACCACCAAGUCAUUCGAGGCCUCAAAUCAGGAGAAUACCCCUGCGAAAAUCAGGAAGAGCUGGCCGGAAUACUAGCUUACCAGUACUACAUACAACACGGAACAGGCCUCACUACCAAACGUCUGCACGGCAGUAUCGACGAUUUUCUGCCGACGACCGCUCUGAACGAGAUGCCUGUCAAGAAAUGGGCUGGCAUGGUCAAAACCAAACAUUCGAAGGCAACGUACGUUCACAAAAAGAUUCCUUCAGCGGAUGUGAAAAAGGAGUUGGUGGCGUUUGCACGGUCUAGAUGGCGUCUCAAGUUUUCUCGGAUUUACCCGGUUCAAGAGCAAAGCGGUCCGGCCAGCCAGAGCAGAGAAAACAUUCGUUUGGCCAUCAAUGCCGACGGUGUGUCACUUGUACGGCAAGACCAGUCGGUCAUAGUUGAGUGCGCCUACCAAGAAAUCGUUCGAGUUGAGCGCAGUCAUAAGGGUACGCCUCGUAAUGAGUUCGUUGUGGUUUCAUUGAGUAAAGGUGAAUGGCAAUUCCGGUCACCUCAAGCAUCCGAAAUAUGCCAACUGGUCAAUAAUUUCCUGGACGGUCUCAGUGACCGUUCACGAUACGGGAUAGCACUUAGAGAUACCAUAGAGAGUGAACGAGCACUCAAAGUCACCAAGGGUGAUCUCAUCAUACUCGAGAAACCGUUUCUCGACGUCCAGUCGCAGCGCUGGUUGAGAUGUAGCUGUGCAAGAACCAGAGAACAAGGAGAGUUCCCCAUCGACAGCAUCUACGUGCUAGCCACCGUAGACAAACCAGAUAAACAGACAACUGCAUUAUUUGCCAAACUACCGUCAGAAACGGCACAGAAUCUUUUGUUAGAGGCCCAAAGGAAGACUUCGAGCGGUGGCUUCCAAAGGAAAGUGACACGAAAAAUGGGUCAACAGGAAGUAUCGAAACCCAUAACGGUGGCCAUGCUGCACACAUUGGAGGAAUUCUCUCGAGAGCACUUUUAUAUAGAAAUCCACAAGAAGACAAAAAGCAAAGCAAGUAAAAUGAUGAGGCCAGUAUGGAUGUAUUCCAAGGAACCAAUCAAAACUCCACUGAUGAAAUCUCUUGUCAAGAAAGACGGCCGGCCAACAGAGGUAGGACUGAAGGCAGUCGAGAUGUUCCUUGUUAUUCUUCAAUUCUGUGGAGACUACCCAACAAGGAAGGCCGCAGAAGGCACAGAACUGACAGACGACCUAUUUUUGUCGCCCAUCAAAUAUGAGGAACUUCACGAUGAAACUUACUGCCAGCUGGUGAAACAGUUGACACACAACGAAAACAAGAACAGUGAAACGAGGGCAUGGGAACUCAUGUGGCUCUGCACGGGUCUCUUUCCAUGCAGCAAAACGCUUUGGCAAGAAAUCGGCAUAUUCUUUCUUUCCCACGUCCAGCAUUCACCGGUCGCUAGAGAAUGCCAACGAAGGCUGAACGCAACAGUAAAGUCGGGAGAAAGCAGACAGUACCCGCCACAUUUGGUGGAGGUCUUAGCCAUUCAGAUUGGAAACACACGCUGCUAUCAUAAAAUCAGCUUUCCCAAUGGAAGCCAGAAGACUGCAUUCACUGGUUCACGAACAAAAGUUCGCGAAAUGGUGAAAUGCAUAACAUCAGAUCUCAAGGUACAGCAGCCUCAGUGCUUCGACGUUGUGAUGCAGCUCGGCGACGACGCACAUGCGAUACCCGGCAACCCAUUCUUGCUCGACUAUCUCCGUCAGUUUGCUGCUGAGCAAGAAGGAAAGGUUGAAGGGUCAGUCGACUCUGCAUAUCAACUUGUCAUGGUCAAGAAACUCUGGUUUUCGACCCGUAUUGGAAAGGAGCCACUAGUCGACCAGUUAUUUCACUUUCAUCAGGAGCUUCCAAAGUACCUCCAAGGGUAUCACAAAUGCUCAAUUACUCAGUGCCCCAAAAUCGCAGCACUUCUCUACUUGAUCAACUACGGCCGCUCGAUGACAGUCUUUUCUGCAUUCGAGACUGCUCUCACACAGCUUGUUCCCACAACGUUCAUCGCUCAAAUGAAGAUCAUUGAUUGGAAAAAACAUAUUCGAGAAGAAUUCGGCAAAUUGCCAGCGACCAUGACCAAAGCACAGGCACAGACCGAGUUUCUCCGCUCGAUCGCACAGUUCCGGACCUUCGGAUCGGCCUUCUUUCCUGUUCAACAAUCUCUUCUUCGACAAAUGCCUUCACUUGUCAUUGUGGCAAUCAAUGCCAAAGGUGUUCAUCUAUUAGCGCCGGACACGAAGGAUCUGCUGAAAUCGAUUCCCUAUCCGGACAUAAUGAAUUGGAGCAGCGGUAACAACUAUUUCCACUUCAGUACGGGUGACAUGACCCGAAGCGGUGCGGGCUUUCAGUUUCUCUGUGAAACAACACUCGGUCCCAAGAUGGAUGACCUUAUAUCCAACUACGUAACAGUACAAAAGAAUACGGGUCACGAUACAAAGCGGGGCCGGAAAUCGAACCAAAAACAAGAGCAAAGUACGUGGACCAACUAGACAUGAAUCACGAAUCGUA